Molecule: messenger RNA, 2337 nt
Organism: Sporothrix schenckii 1099-18
Lineage: Eukaryota; Fungi; Ascomycota; Sordariomycetes; Ophiostomatales; Ophiostomataceae
Exons: 1
Coding region: 1-2337 (778 amino acids)
Source: RefSeq, a predicted model, not a curated record
AUGGAAUUCAGUUUCGGUGCCAUCCAUGAUGUCGUCCAUGCGACGGCCGCCUUCUGCGAAGAGACUGCCAGCGACAGCGACCUCAGCAGUCACUUUGGCGACUAUGGCCAGGGCUACGAAACACCCUCAUCUGGCGAGGAAGACGCCAACGAGCUCGUUAUAGACGCCGCCGACUGGCGCUAUUCACAGCUCAACCCCCGGAACCGCAUCGACAGCCUAGCGCCGCUCGCCAGGCCCCUGUGGCGCAUCGACGGCAGCGCCGGUUUUGGUACGCAGUUCUACGCCUACCCGCUCUUCCUCGAGUCCGGCGGACCGCCGCCCAUGCACCUCGAUGUUUUUAUUAAGGAGCAGACGGCUUACCCGCCCCUGCUGCGCGAGCUGCUGGACAUGAGCCCGUCCUACCACACAAAGGACGCGCCUCGUGUGCGCCGCCUCGGCAUCGCCCGGUACAUCUUGCGCAUUCUUCAGUGGCACACAGUACAUCCAAAGGGCGCCCUGCAGCCCGAGACGGUGGAGAGUCUGUACAAGAACGGGCCCUUUGGUUCAAUGAUUCUCAUCGAGAACCUGUGCUGCCACAUCCACAAGGUCCGCGUCAACGUGUCGCUCAACUACGCCCUAGAAGGCGACCUGAUGUCCUACAGGGCGCUCAAAGACAUGUGGGGCUUGUCAGAUGGCGGCGACGAUGGUGCUGGUGCCGUUGGUACUGGAAAGAACAAGGACAAGGAGGAGUCGUGGGAGACCGAGACCGAAAUUAAGAAAGAGACAAAACGGCCACUGCCACCGGAGAUCAGUAUCCUCAAUGUGCGCCUGGUGCGUCAGAUGCACGACAGCAUCAGCCUCGUCGAGGUCUGCUCCUGGCCUGUAGCGUUGGAGAACACAGACGAGGACGAGGGCGAAUGCGAUCGUGUCACGCGAGGGGGCAAAAACAAGCACCACGGCAAGGGCAGGAAGGGCAACAAGAUCAUCAACGCCAAGCGAGCCAGCCGGGACAAGGACGCGUUUGAAGGUGUGGUCGAGGGUAGGUCUUUCGAGCCCGAGCUCGUCAUUCUCAAGUCGCUCACCAGUGGUGUCAAAUACCUGUACCAGGAGCUGCGUGCGCUGCUCAGGGACAUUCCGCCGCACGACGGUGUCCUCACGCGCCCGCUGCACGUCAUCUCCAAAGAAUGCCUCUUUGGCAAAAAAUUGGGCGUUAUUGGCUUCACCAUGCCCUACUACGAAGCUGGCUCGCUGCGCGACGCCCUGCCUCUACUGCGCAUCCACGGCCAGCUCACCUACGCCGACCAACUGCGCUGGGCCUGCCAGAUUACCGAGGCCAUGUGCCACGUCUGGUACCAGGGCCACGGCUUCUACUACCCGGAUCUGCGCCUUGAUAAUGUCGUCCUCACGGCCCAAGCACCCGCCGGUAACGCCGGCCUCGUUGACUUUGAACAGCGCGGCGUGUGGUGCAGCUUCUCGGCGCCCGAGGUUGAUUACAUUGAGAGUAUACGAGUAAUCGCCUUUGACAACGACGACGAUACUGUCUACGGCAUCCCAGAGGAGGUUAGCUUCCAGUUUCAGCAGAGGCUGAUUUCCUGCUACGAAGCGGCCGCGGCGGCGAAGGCCGUGGACGCGGCCGGGCGUUGGAAGACAUCUGUCCAUCCACCACCGCUCAGCAAAAUCGGCCGGCAUCCGCUGAUCCGCCUCGGGCAGGACACCAGAUACAGCAAUCCAGAAUAUGGUUACAACGUAGUCUACAACUGCCUGACCAAGUCUGAGCAAGAAGCCUCCAUGGUCUACAUGCUCGGCCGCCUGCUGUGGUGCAUCUUUGAAGGCAUGAGCGCGCCCCACCGUGGCGCCGUGUGGAUGUCGUACCCACGGGAGCCGGAGCUCGAGUUCCCAGCAUUCCGGUUAACGCCGCCGGAUGUCAAGUCGAUGAUCCUCAAGUGCUUUGGUGACGUUGGUGCCAAGGAACAGAGCAAAUUUAUGCGCCAGAAUAGCAAGAUUUACUUAAAACGUACUCGCGGAACAACCGCCGCCACCGAAAGCAAUGGUGAGCCAUCCUAUGAGCUCGUCGGCGACGGCCUCAAGUCGAAGGCGCGUGACUAUUGGCGAAUCAAGCUGGCCGAGGGCGACGAGUGGGUCAAGGAACGGAAUGCAAGACUUGCCGGUGUGAAGGAAGAUGGUAACAAGGACGACGACGACGACGACACCAUCAGAGCGCAUGUCAUCGGCGAGGACGAACAUGCUGAGCGAAACAUAGACGGAUCAACCGUCGAAAAGUCGGCUCAUGGCCGGCCCACCCUUCGGCAGGUCCUGCAGUGGCUGCAGAAGCUGCAGAGGGAGAUGGAUGGCCUCUAA